Protopterus annectens (West African lungfish) is the source of this 2749-nucleotide messenger RNA. RefSeq names its product YY1 associated factor 2 (gene YAF2). Gene Ontology annotation, biological process: positive regulation of DNA-templated transcription. Bases 173 to 781 code for a protein of 202 amino acids. NCBI's taxonomy places the organism in Eukaryota, Metazoa, Chordata, Ceratodontiformes, Protopteridae. The record is from RefSeq and is a predicted model, not a curated record. Gene Ontology annotation, cellular component: nucleus. Gene Ontology annotation, molecular function: DNA binding; transcription coregulator activity. The transcript is spliced from 5 exons.
GGUUCCCAAGUCACCGGUUGGUGAGGCGAGUCACAUGACCCGGCUUGCUCUCCGACAGCUGGAGGGCUGCGGGUUCCGGGUGAUGUUUAGCGAGCCGUUUUUUUUUUUUUUUCUACUUGUAAUCCUGUUUCCACUCUGAGAUUAUUUACUAAAUAAAGUCGGUUUCUGCAGCAUGGGGGACAAGAAGAGUCCUACCAGGCCGAAGAGACAACCGAAGCCUUCAUCAGACGAGGGAUAUUGGGACUGUAGUGUCUGCACGUUCAGGAACGGCGCUGAGGCUUUCAAAUGCAUGAUGUGCGAUGUCAGGAAGGGAACCUCCACACGCCAGCUGCCAAGAAUGAAAGAUGUGUCUCCAGUCCAGGGAAGAGCAAAGUCCUGCAGUCCUAGAUGGAAACCACGCCCAGUUUCCCAGUUGGUUGCACAGCAAGUCACCCAGCAGUUUGCCUCUCCUACGCAGCCAAAGAAAGAGAAAAAAGACAAAGCAGAAAAAGAAAAGAAUGAAAAAGAAACCCCUAGCAAAAAGAACAGUCAGAAGAAAACAAGGCCAAGGUUAAAAAAUGUGGAUAGAAGUAGUGCCCAGCAUUUGGAAGUCACAGUGGGAGAUCUCACUGUCAUUAUUACAGACUUUAAGGAGAAAACAAAGUCAACACCUGCUUCUAGUGCUACAUCUGCAGAUCAGCACAGUCAGAGUGGUUCUAGUUCUGAUAACACAGAGCGAGGAAUGUCCAGGUCAUCAUCUCCAAGAGGAGAAGCCUCGUCAGUAAAUGGAGAAUCGCAUUAAAGUUCAUUUCUUGAGGAAUCCUUUGAUCACAUGUGAACUUGCAAGUUACUCGUUUGCCAACACAUCACUUUUCCAUGUCAAGUAAUUCACCAUGUGCAUACUCUGGAAAGACUACCAGAAAUGUGUUUUUUGCCAGUUUUGUUAGUAUUUUAAUAAAAUGUGAAACUAUCCUCACAACUACAAGACUAAGCAUAGGAAUGAAUUUUCGUUCCUUUUUUAGUCAAAUGAUUAUUUCCAGACUCUGGACUUAUAAGACUGCCAUGUUUGCGGUUACAUGAAAAUGUGGUUAAAAUCCUUUUACAGUGUUAUACAUGGAAAUCUGUCCACUCUUUAGUUUAGUGAUCCCUAACUCAUUAGAACUGUCUUUACUAUGGCAUGUAGUGAAUGGAAUUUUUAUGAAAUAGUUCAGGCUGCCUAAAUAUGUAUUAUUGGAGGCAUUGUGAAGCAUAGUUAUAUGUAUACAAAAGUAACACUGAAUAUAAUCAGUUGUUGAAACAUAAAUUUUCUUAAUGGUUAUCUUAAAUACACCUGCUGGUACUUGGUGUGGUUUAAAUAGGAAAAGUUUUAAAAUAAAACAUUUGUAUAAAAGUUUGCCAGUGUUUUCUAAACACAAUGUUUUACUAGGUUAUUCACUAUGAAUUGUAUUGCAGGUUUCAUCAAGGUAACUGUUGAUAUCCUAGAUGAUUAGCCCGUUUGCUGACGGUUUAUCAGAUUCAUUGUUUUUGUAGAGCUAUGCAGAAUGACUUAUCAGGACUGUGAAUUUGCUGUAAUAUGACUUGGAAUGUAAAGAUUUGGUGCUGUUGAGGAAGACUGUUAACCUGCUGCCCACUUUUUAUCAGAAGAACUAAAGGAAACAAGCCGUAGUUUAUACCCCCAAACACGGUCAGUCCCAUCCUAGCUUAACACUACUUAUGCCCUACUGAUGGUUAGCUGUGAAAUAAAAUGUCUGCAUAAUGGGCCAGUUGGGUAUUUUAAACAAGAAGGCUUUACGAAGAAUAGAGUUGGUAGGCCAUUGUGUUUGUAGUAAUUAUGUCUGUUACCAUUUUAUUUUAAUUCUAGGAUAUUGGGAGACUUCCUAGAGCCUCAGCAGUCUGUUUUGUCAGAAUUAAAUGGCCAUUUUUAAUAUAUGCAUGAACAGUGUCACAAUAUUAUGUUCACUAGCUAAAUCAGUUGUCCAAGGAAACACAAGUUACUGGUUUCAGAUAAUUUUAUUGUAUUUACUUAAUAAUUAGAUGCUGCUUUAUCUUUCACACAGAUUAAUAUAUGCUAGACAUGACCAUAAAAAGUAAAUGUUCCAUGAAAGCAUUUAGCAAUAAAAGUAAUUGAAAUGAAGAUGCAUUUCAAUACCGAAAGCUACCUGUUUGUAACUGUAAAGUUUCAGGGCAGAAGCAUUUGUUGGUACACGGUGUAACCAUGUUUCAUAGAUUCAGUUUUAAGAGUCUUAGAAGCUUUUAUAAUAACACGGUUAUCUUUUAAACUUGUUAGUUGAUAUAUUGGCUUUACAAGUACCUUUUGGGGCACCAAGGGAGGGAGUUUGCAUGGGACAGAUGCAAAGGUUGAUUUCCUUAACGUGGUUUUAUUUUGUUAACAUCCCAGUUCAUUAUGAUCACAGUAGAAUGUUUAUUCUACUAUUACUUGAUCUAUAUUGUGGGACCAUGUGAAUUUUUAAUUAUCAGACAUGCAAAAAUAUUUCUUAAUUACUAUCUAAAGAAUGAUGGUGCUAAGGCUUGCCAAAAAGAACACUGUAUCCUGAAGUUAAUAAGACUCUAGCUUGAUGUUUAUAAUUUAGUGUAUGAUUUUUAAAAGCACUAAGUAUGUCCCCUGUGGUGUUUAACUUCUGUAGUAGCUAAUGUAUUUUUCUGUGGUUUAAUGCAAUACUUCUACAGGCACUCUGGUGCUAUUUAUUUUGUAAAAUACUAGUACUGAAAUAUAGUUGGCUUCAAAAAAAUAAAUACUGUACAAGCCUCA